This is a messenger RNA of Carassius gibelio (silver crucian carp), 645 nucleotides long. Its product is annotated as low-density lipoprotein receptor-related protein 1B-like. Lineage: Eukaryota; Metazoa; Chordata; Actinopteri; Cypriniformes; Cyprinidae. Gene Ontology annotation, molecular function: protein binding. The transcript is spliced from 7 exons. The coding region runs from base 1 to 645 and encodes 214 amino acids. The record is from RefSeq and is a predicted model, not a curated record.
AUGUGUCUCGAUGAAAAGACUUGUGGUCCGCAUGAAUUUCGCUGCAAGGACAACAACUGCAUACCGGACCACUGGAGGUGUGACGGGCAGAGCGACUGUAGCGACAAUUCAGACGAGGAGAACUGCAAGCCAGUAACAUGCAACUCCAAAAAUUUCAUCUGUGCCAACGGAGAGUGCAUCUCCUCACGCUUCCGCUGCGAUGGUGACUUCGACUGCACCGAUAACUCUGACGAGAGAGGCUGUGAGAGCCACUGCUCCGAGGAUCAGUUCCAGUGCCUGAAUCAUCUCUGUAUCUCAGUCAAAUGGCUCUGUGAUGGACAGGAAGACUGCAAAACCGGGGAAGAUGAGGCCAAUUGCAGCCCUGCCAACACUGUCAUGACAGCUCGGCCGACAUCAUGUGCUCAGAACGAGUAUGUUUGUGUUGGAGGAGGCUGCGUGUCGGCCGGUCAGCGCUGUGACGGACAAAAUGACUGUUCAGAUGGAUCUGAUGAGGUGGACUGUAUCCGGGAGUGUAAGGAGGACGAGUUCCUGUGUCGGAAUCGGGCACAUUGUGUUCCCGCUCGCUGGAGGUGCGACAGAGUCUUUGACUGCUUGGAUCAAAGUGACGAGGACAACUGUGACCAGGACCUGCGUGUGGUUGUUUAG